UUUUGUUAUUUAAUGUUUGCGUUCUGCUUAAUUUCUCCACUUUCAUUGAAUUGUUUCGAAUAAUACAUUAUCAUUAGAGAUGAAUAACAUUGGAUUGUUGAAUUGUUAAACACGCGACAUUUGCGGGGAUUUGGAAGAAUUUUCGAGGGAACGGAGUGCCAUGAUGGGAUCAUUGAGACGAGAUAGAAUCCUCAUGUGAUAUUUAAUAUUCACCGUGAAAUAAUGAGUUGGGUGGACUGUUUCGGGGUCGAGAAUUGGAUUUUUUUGGGAUAUUUGAAUUCAUCUUGGAAUCCAGGAAGAUGACGAAAGAUGCUGAGAAAGACUCCAAUCACUGCCUGAUAUGUAAUGAGAAAAUCGCUACAACGUCUGAGAAUUGUGUGCGAAUAUUCAAUAGUGAUGAUAAAGGGAGAGGAAAACCACUUGCUGAAACCAUAUGCUGUUUGCUGGACAUUGACAUUACAGCUGAUAAUGUCCAUUCCACUGUUUUGUGUAAAAAGUGUCAGGAGUCUUGUCAGGAGUUCGAGGAGAUGGAGAAGAAGAUGAUGGAGAUCAAGCAGGAAGUUUCGAACCAUUAUCAGAUGACUGUCAAGGAAAUUUCGAAGUUGAAUCCUCCUGGGGAUGAAUGUAAUGAUCAUGAUUAUUUAGAUGGAGUUGAACAUCAUAUUGUUGAAGAGGAAGAACACGAUGAGAAGGAAAUUAAGGAGGAUCCCAAGACGGAACAGCCAGAUACUAAGGAUGCCCUUGAUACUACUAUGGAGGAGCAUUUGGAUGAGCAAUUUUUGCAAGAAGAUACGGAUCAUGCGGAACAGACUAAAAUGACGGAGGUAUACCUUGACGAGUCAAUCAGCAUCAAGUUUGAAGAUGAAUGCGAUGCACUGAAAUUGACUAAAGCUGAAGAGAGGAAGAGGAGAGACGGGAGGAAAUCAAAAGGGAAUUCAAGGGACGACGCUCGAGAACCGAUUGUAUUGAAAGUUGACAACACCUACACGUGCCUGAUCUGCCCCACGGAUGAUGGGGUAGCGUUAACAGGUGAUGCUAAAGAAAUCGUCACCCACAUGAAGACAGCUCACGAGGCCCGACUAUACAUCUGUGACAUUUGUGGCCUUGACUUUAGAAAAAGAAAUGAAUUAUCGAUUCAUCUUGACGAUCACGUUGCAAAAGAGGAGGGUGACUUCCAGUGCGAAGUCUGCAACAGGAUAUUCAGCAAUUUGAGACUAUUCAGGAUCCAUCGGAGAAUACACUAUCCUCAAGUGAAAUCGUGGCCUUGUGAGACAUGUGGCAAACGUUACAGCUCUAGAAAUUUGCUUGAUGAACAUGUUAAUACUCAUAUUGGGGUGAGACCGUACAUUUGCGAGACCUGUGGCAAGGAUUUUGCAUCCAAGUAUACGUUCAAGGCACAUGUCAAGACCCACGAGAUCCGCCCGAGGCCUUUCGAAUGUACCCAAUGUAACAAAACCUUCCUGAGUCAGCAGAAUCUCAAUCAGCACGAGAAAACGCAUCUGGGAGUUAAGGAGUAUAUCUGUCAUCAAUGUGGGAAAGCAUUUGGUUCGCCGCAUAAUCUCGAGGUCCACAAUAUCGUGCAUACUGGCUACAAACCUUACAUUUGUAAAAUGUGUGGCAAGGCAUUUGCCCGGAAAGCAGAAAUUCGAGAUCAUGAAAGAACGCACACCGGUGAAAAACCGUACCAGUGCGAAUUUUGUGGAGCUACUUUCAGUCAACGAUCGAAUUUACAAUCUCACAAACGAGCAACGCAUUACAAUGACAAAAGGUACAAGUGUGACGACUGUGGUAAGGGCUUCAAAAGACGUAGACUUCUGGAUUAUCACAUCAAAGCUGCUCACACUGGAGAACGACCAUACAAAUGUGAAACAUGUUCAGCGACCUUUGUUUAUCCAGAACAUUUUAAGAAACACAUGAGAAUUCAUACUGGAGAAAAACCGUAUUUAUGCGAGGUCUGUGGAAAGGCAUUCAACAGUCGAGACAAUCGAAACGCUCACAGAUUCAUACACAGUGACAAGAAGCCAUACGAGUGCCUUGUCUGUGGCAUGGGAUUCAUGAGAAAACCUCUCCUCUACGCUCAUAUGCAGUCUCAAGGCCACUUGAACGACACCAUCGUCGUCAAUCAGCCGAGACUGACGACCGAGGAGGAUCAGGUCAUUCUCCCCGAGGGAGACGUCGAAUUAAUGCUGGAGGAAGAUGCAGAUGAAUUGGGUGAAACUGAACUGUACGUUACUGAUCUGAAGGACCAUGUGAUAAUCCACGAAAAUCAGAAUAUCUAUCAAGAAGAAAGUGUUUUGGAUAUAACUGAAGAAGAGGGCAUUGGGGAGGGAGGAGUCCAGCACAUGGUUGUUAAUAAUCAGAUGACAUUUACUGAAGGUGAAGUAAUCCAAUGUAAAACAAAUGACGAGGGAGAACAAGUGUACAGUUAUAACGGGGGCGAAGACGGACAAACGAUAGUUGUAUCUGCAGGAGCUGAAUACAAAGAGUUGAUGAGUGAUAGCAAAAACCCUGUGAGAUUGGUGCAAAUAAGAAUUCCAUCCUCAGCUGGUGUCGAGGAAAAGAGUUGGCUGAGUUUAGUUCAGCAGAAUACGUAACUCUAAUUCGAUUGUACGUUUCCUUAGUUAAUUUGUCAGCGAUUGAAGGAGAUAAUGAAUUCACAUUGUAUAGCAAAAAAUUGAUAGAAAAAUCUGGCGCUUUCUUCAAGAAAUUCUAUUGAAUUUCUAUUAGAACUCUACAAAAAUUAU
This is a messenger RNA of Diachasma alloeum, 2744 nucleotides long. RefSeq names its product zinc finger protein 37. Gene Ontology annotation, biological process: regulation of transcription by RNA polymerase II. Gene Ontology annotation, molecular function: zinc ion binding; DNA-binding transcription factor activity, RNA polymerase II-specific; RNA polymerase II transcription regulatory region sequence-specific DNA binding. The record is from RefSeq and is a predicted model, not a curated record. Gene Ontology annotation, cellular component: nucleus. The transcript has 9 exons. The coding region runs from base 300 to 2594 and encodes 764 amino acids. NCBI's taxonomy places the organism in Eukaryota, Metazoa, Arthropoda, Insecta, Hymenoptera, Braconidae.